AGACUCUGCACAGUCGUAUUUGUCAGUUUCAUGAGCUGCACGCUGGGAUCUCGUAUAAAUGACUACACUUUUUCAUUUUUCUUACAAGUUUCCAGGUGUUUCCGGGUUAGUGUGAACUGGCUUCGAGGCGCGCGCUGUCCGCUGUGCCUUUAACGCGAACUCGUGACGUUUAUAUUUACUCGACCCCAAUUGGCUGGCUGAUUUCCGCAUAUUGUGUUAGUGCUUAGGAAGGCUUUGCAAAGCAUGGCAGAAGAGCUGUGGAACAGGGUAAACAUUCCCUUUCCCGGUGCCGUUUCUAGUGUCCGUGUGCACUACAGCUCAAGCACAGAUACGACUGUUAAAUCCCUGUUGGUGGAAAACGAGAAGGCGCUUCAACUCAUUCGGAGUGAGAUAUUUCAAACGGAGGUGCGAGUCCUGUACGAGCUGCUGUACAUCCUAAAUAACAGCUCCAGAGGGAACAAGACGUUCAAAGGCUUGAAACAGGUUGAACAAUGCAUAAACAGGCUGAAGUGCAUGAAGCUUGAUGUUGCUCUGCAAGAGCUGACAGACCUGUGUCCCAAUAGGAUUCAGAGAGGAGUGAGCAUCAAGGCCGGGGAGUGCGAUGUUCCCAGUCAGCCCUUGCUGGAGUGGCUCUGUCUCAAAGUGUUGGGAGCCGCCCAGCUGAUGAGCUGCACAUUAAAUCGCUGCAGCCGAGCUUUCUCGCUCACAAAGCAGCAGAUGAAAUGGGAGGAGUUUGUUGUCCUGAAUGUGGUGAUUACCAGCAUGCUCAGUCGUCUCUGGGUGAUUUGCCGUGGUGUCCUGGUCAGCCUGUCCACUCUGUAUCAGCAGCUGCUGCAGCUCCUCAGAGAAGUAGCCAAUGCAAAGCCCAUGCCCUUCCUCAGAGACUUCUCCCUGCCAGGAGAUAUGACUGAGUUCCUGUGUCCCUCUGAUGCACACUUACUGUCCAAACAGUCAGCACACAUUCCCCAUGACAAACACUACAAGGAGAAGCAGCUGAGGAGAAAGAAAACUCCAGUCAGUCUUCAAGUCAAGAAGCAGGGUCAGAAAAGGAAGGUUAAAGAGGACCUGGGUGUUGCUGUUCAAAGAGGUGUGGUUCUGGACACUGAUCUGAAGUCUUUUCUCAAGAUCAAAUCCCUCCCACAGGAAACACACAAGACUAACAGGAAACAGACAUUCCAGAAACAAGUGAAAGAGGCUACGACUUUCAAAGAAAUGGCCUCUCACCUCGAAGAAAUGAUCGUAUGGUGCAAAGCCCAGAAUAUGAAAAAGGAAAAACGACUCUUGAACUUCACGCUUUUGAAGUGCCAAAGAAUGAAGUGCUUGGAGGCAGCAGGUUACAAUGUCCAGAGGAAGUUGCAUAUCUUCAAACAGGAAGCUCAUUGGGCUUCAUCUCCUCAGGGGUCAGUGCCAAGAACCUGUCGGUCUCCUGCUGUGAUGAAGAGGAAAGCUCGCUCGAGAACUCGUUUUCAUUCACUCAGGAGUCAAUUUAAGUCUUCAGCAGUAAGGGGUGGUGUCAAAAAGAAGAAAAAUCAGAAGAGACAAAGGAAAAGGACCGAGUUAUCAGUGUCUGGACUGUCAGAGGACAACCAGAGAAACAGGACUACAUAUAAGGCAGCAUCUCCCACCAGUGAGCAUGACAGUCAUGAUGACAUAGAUGAUAUAUUUGCCUCUGCAGGUUUAUGACACAUCCAGUUACGCUAUGCUCAGUAUAUGAAACAUUCCUCUGUUUUGAAAGGAAGCUUAGAUGAAAUGCAAAUUUUAAGUGUAUUGAUGAUUGCACAUUACGUGGAUGUUAAGAGUCUUUGCACACAAAGCAUCCCAGUGCUCCAGAUGUAAGAUGGUGUUAACAGAACAGGUCCAAAGACCAGUUCUGUUAACACUAAUUUUAAGAAAUAUGAGGCUCUGACUCAAUCGUUAUUUAAAACAUAAGUUAAUGGGUCAAAUGAGGAAACAAUUGCUUAUUGUUGCAGUUAGAUGAGCUUGUGUUGUUCCUGCCCACUGAAGCCUUAGAUUAUGAGACUUUGGCUUUCAGACAUUCACUCCUCUUCUGGCUACAGCACACGCAUGGUGAAAUGUUUAAUAUUAGAGCUGUUAGGUGCACAGCUUCCACUCUCUUAAAACAGUAUUACAGUAUCAUAACAUGCCACUUCUUAUGCACAGCAAAGUAAAAUCAGUUUGAUUAAUCAUCUGGUACUGAGAAUUAGGUCAUUUUGAGGGAUAAAUGCCAUCAGUGUUGCAGAUGCUGUGCCAAGAAGGGGCUUUUGUGGUAAUGUUAAAUUAAUUCCCCAGUGAUGACUGGGGAAACUGAGCAGCUUGUUAAGACUCUGAUGAUAUGUCUGGCUCCACCUGGUGGAGUUGAUAAAUGAAUGCACUCGAUGAGUUCCAGACUGUUCAUUGUUUCUCAGAGAACAUAAAAUUAGUCUUCCAACCUUAUUAUCUGUAAUGUCCUCAGCAGAGGCAAUGUGGAAGCAGAGGUGUUAAUCUUUUCCUUUAUAACUGAAUAUGAGUGAGUGCUCGCAUGAACACAGCACACUGGCAGUGGGGUGCAUCAGUAGGCAUGGUGGCCUUAGCUCUGGGCUUUUCACGUCUAGUGAAAGAGCUUUAAGAGCACAAGUGGCAUCAUGUCGAAACCAUGCAGGUGUCUGGCAGUCCAUAGAAAGUGUGAAGGCUCAGGAGUGGGGGCUGUGCACUAAAAUUGAUUCUAAAGGGUUAGUUUUAUUGCAGCCUGUGUUCUUGCUGCCCACUUUCUUAUCAUCCUCUGCCAAAAAAGACAGUCCUCCCAUCUGUGCAAAUACAGCGGUUCAGUUUUCCUCCCCCUCACUGAGACUGACGAGGUUAAGUUACGGCCUCGCAUCAGCCCACCAGCGUUAUUUGUGCAUAUGCAUGUGCAGAUUCUUGACUCUUGACUUUUGUGCUUUUUAGGUUUCAUCUAAACCAGUUAGUCAACCUAUGUACCCGUCUGCAGAGGAAAAGCCUUGGAUAUUUGUUUUCUGUAUAUGUGCACACAACAGAAGUCAUACAUUUUUUGUCUCUGCAUGAAAUUAGAGUCACUGUGGUCAGUGCUAUCAGUAUACAGAUAUACAGUAUUUACACUUGAUUGGAGGUACAAUUUGCACAAAUGGGGGUACACAUGCCAGCAGAACUUUAUGAACACAGCAAAGCUAUUAACGUCACCAAAGAGUAAAGAAAACCAAAUUUAUAUUUUACAGAUCUUUUCCUUGGCAGAAAACACAACUGAAUAAAUUAAUCUAUAAAAAGCUGGAUGUGCGCCUUGUCGAAAAUUUGAAAAGACCAAGGAUGAAGACAGUAUUUUUCAUUCAGUGUAAAAAGUUUGACUGACCUUGCUGCUUUUAAUUUAGAAAUACAAAAUAAACUCAGAACAGCAUAAAUUAACAGCAACUUUGAGAGUGGUGCAUUCAUACAGUUUAGUUGUGUGUUUUAUGAACAGAUUCUGGGCUGGUGAGAUAAUUAAGAUGUGUUUACUGACCUUGUCCUCGUUACCUUAGAUAAGCCACUUGUAAAUUGACAAGAUGUUUAAGUACUACAUUUUGUUGCCAGUGAACAGUAACGGCAUGUAAAAUAUUGAAAUGUAGGUCUGGUUUAUGUCUUGUCCCAGGUGUACACCUUAAGGGCCUUCAUCAUUAUCUGGCUAUGGUAGCAAAUCUUCAUCACCAUUGGCUGCCUGUUUACAGUAGGGAGACUGUAUUUUGUGAGACACCCCAUCUGUCUGCUUCUGUUCACCAAGAGGUAUUUAAUAAAACUGUAAACACGUGGUUCCA
Scatophagus argus is the source of this 3779-nucleotide messenger RNA. It is a transcript of the gene rmp64, whose product is annotated as nucleolus and neural progenitor protein. Gene Ontology annotation, cellular component: nucleus. The record is from RefSeq and is a predicted model, not a curated record. The transcript is spliced from 9 exons. NCBI's taxonomy places the organism in Eukaryota, Metazoa, Chordata, Actinopteri, Scatophagidae. Bases 244 to 1683 code for a protein of 479 amino acids. Gene Ontology annotation, biological process: positive regulation of Notch signaling pathway.